Molecule: messenger RNA, 202 nt
Organism: Monoraphidium neglectum
Lineage: Eukaryota; Viridiplantae; Chlorophyta; Chlorophyceae; Sphaeropleales; Selenastraceae
Exons: 1
Source: RefSeq, a predicted model, not a curated record
AUGGUGGACCACCGAAAGCGCAACCGCAGUGGCGGAGGGCAGCAGCGGCACCAGCACGAGCCGCAGCAGGAUGCGCGCGGCGACGGCGGCCGCCAGGAGAAGCGCACGCGCAUCGAGGGCGACCCCCAGCGCAACCGCAGAAGCAGUGGCGCGGGCGGCGACCACAACGGUGGCUCAUAUGAUAGGAGGCGCAGCGGCGAAG